Polyodon spathula (Mississippi paddlefish) is the source of this 4123-nucleotide messenger RNA. RefSeq names its product fatty acid amide hydrolase 2b (gene faah2b). NCBI's taxonomy places the organism in Eukaryota, Metazoa, Chordata, Actinopteri, Acipenseriformes, Polyodontidae. The record is from RefSeq and is a predicted model, not a curated record. The transcript is spliced from 11 exons. Bases 1505 to 3097 code for a protein of 530 amino acids.
AACCUCGGUAGUGCCAUUACUUUAUGAAAAUGUGUCAUUUGCCACUUUGUUUAUUGCAAAAAAAAUACUACAAUGGCAGGGAUAAAACAAAAGAAAGUAAGCAAUGUCUGAUUUUGUACUGAUUUUUGUCUCGACUUGAUUACAGAAGGGUCUGGGGAGUUGAGAGCGGCUGCUCUGUGUUUUUAAAUGAGAGUUUGAUUUUAUUAUAGAAAUAAAUGAAUAACUGCAGAAGUGCAUAUGCCUAAACUUUCUUUACUUUUCAUUUGAUAAACUUAGUAUUUUUAAGAAAAACUUGCAAUGCUGCUUUGAGGCUUCCAAAAACAACUGUUUGAGAACCACUGACCAAGGUUAUACUUUUUAAUUUUUAAACACAUUUGUGAGGUAAACAGUGAUUCAGCAUCAAUAGCCCCAUCAGACAGCGAGAGACAUACAGACAAAACAACAAAUAGCGAGUGAAAAUGAGGGACAAAAAGCUAUUAAACUUGAAUGCUUGCUGCGCAGUAAUUUCUGCAAACAAAGACGAGGAUGUCAACAUUUAUAGUUUUAAUAAAAUUAAAAUGAAUACCGUGCUAUUUUGAUAGCAUUACAGUGGGAUUUGUAUAAUUAUUUGUUUGCCACAUGUCAUUUGAAUAUUUUCAGGAAAAUAUAUUUGCUUUGUAUUUGUAUUAUUAAAUGGCAAUGAGAUAUUAUGUCAACAUUAGGUGUUGCAACGUUCUGUUACAGGUUUGGACAGUCCCUUAUCUGGCCUUACCGUAAUUGAAUACCACUGCCAUAGACUGUUAUACUGUACAUAAAUAAACCACAGUACCGUUACAGUUAGUAAAUUUGUACAUAAGAACAUACAUUACAUAAUAUUACUUUUUUCUUGGUACCAUGGUUUUUACUUGUGUCAAAAUCACACUGUAUUUUUUUUUUUUUUUUUUUUAAUAGAUGUAGUUUAAAUUAAGGACCACAAUAAGUAAACUUUAGUGACCAGAAGCUUUACUUCUUGAAUUAUUCAUUCUAUAGGUCAAGUUAUAAAGUACUGCAAAUGUUUAAUCACGAUAAUGUAAUACUACAAUUAAAAAGAAAACAUAGUAUGGGGUACUGUAUUGUGCCCACCAAUACAAAAUCGAGUUUAAAUGAUAUAGAUUCAGUAAAUGAUAUAGUGACUAUGACAACUAUCUGCGAAGGAACUUAAAAUUAAGCAGAGUUGCACAUCGACAUUUUCAACAAGGGACCUCUGUAUAGUCCAAUGGUCAUCUAUGUAAACUGGGUACAAAUGGUGCCCCAGCUAAAGACGAGUAGUUGUCAUAUUAUUUAAAAUACUGCUCUACUUUUUUCGCUGUAAAAGCAAAACAUACAGAUAAAUAACGAAAAAAUAAUUGGACAAAUGUCCGCAGUGUUUCUUGAAACUUCAGUAUCUGUGCGUACGAAAUACUUGAUCACGUGACUGGCAGGGGACGCACUAUCAGGUGCACUUCUUCAUGCUGCACUGGUCUGUCUCUCUCACAGCUGCAGCAGGAUGACUCUCACCUGGUUGGAGCGUUGUUUCGCCCGAUGUCUCCGCGUCCUGACUCGUGUCUUCAUCGCUAUAUUUAUGUUAGUCCUGCCCGAGAGACAGCGGCCAAACGCGACCAACCGGGUCUCACCAGUCACAAACCCGCUUCUGCUGCUGUCCGCGGUUCAACUAGCGCGCAGGAUUCGACGCAGGGAGGUGUCCUGCGUGGAGGUGAUACAGGCCUACAUCAGUAGAAUUGAGGCAGUGAACCCACUGGUCAAUGCAGUGGUGAAGGACAGGUUUGCGUCAGCCCUGCAGGAGGCAGAUCAGGUGGACAAGCUGGUGGCGGAGGAGAGCGAAGACGAGGCAAGUCUGGAGGAGAAGUUCCCUUUGCUGGGUGUCCCGCUGUCUGUCAAAGAGGCCAUCGCUCUGCAGGGGAUGCCGAACUCCUCGGGGCUGGUGAGCCGGCGUGCUGUGGUGUCCCACUCCGAUGCGGCCAGCGUGUCCCUGCUGAAGCGCGCUGGAGCCGUGCCACUAGGGGUGACGAACUGUAGCGAGCUGUGCAUGUGGUUUGAGUCGAGCAACAACGUGUAUGGCAGGAGCAACAACCCCUACAGCCUGGACAGGAUUGUGGGAGGCAGCUCCGGAGGGGAAGGCUGCAUUCUGGCGAGUGCGGGAUCAGUGAUUGGAAUCGGCUCCGAUAUCGGGGGUAGUAUCCGUAUGCCAGCAUUCUUUAAUGGAGUCUUUGGACACAAACCCACGAUAGGAGUCGUGCCCAAUGAAGGGCAGUUUCCCAACGCCUCAGGUUCCCAGGUAGAUCUCCUAUGUACUGGACCCCUGUGCCGCUAUGCUGAAGACCUUGCCCCUCUGCUGAGAAUUAUGGCAGGACCCCAAGCCGAGAGGCUGAACCUGUCUGAGGAGGUGAACCUGAAGCAGGUGAAGUUCUACUCCAUGGUGCAUGAUGGGGGCUCCCUGUUUGUGUCUCCAGUAGACAGACAGCUGGUUGAUGCUCAAUACAAGUUGAUAGAGCGGCUAGAGGCUGACCUGGGGGUCAAAGUUCAGCAGGUUCAAAUUCCGGAAUUCAAAUAUGCUUUCCAGAUAUGGGCGGCGAUGAUGUCAUCAAAGAACGCUGAUGGGCAGGCUGCGCAGUCCUUCACAAAGCUGAUGGAGGAUCACGGCAAGCCAGUCUGGCCUCUUUGGGAGCUACUGAAGUGGAUUCUGGGGUUGUCCUACCAUACCCUUCCAGCCAUUGGGCUGGGGCUGGCAGAGAAGCUUCAGAGCUCAAAGCCCAGCAAUGAUCUGCUCAAGAAGACACAGGCGCUGCGGGGAGAAAUGGAGCGCCUUCUGGGUUCGGAUGGUGUCUUCCUCUACCCCUCACACCCCAAGAUUGCCCCCAAACAUCACCACCCCUUCUUUACCCCUUUCAACUUCAGUUACACAGGUAUCUUCAACAUUCUGGGGCUGCCAGUUACGCAGUGUCCCCUUGGCCUGAGCACAGAGGGCCUGCCUCUGGGGAUUCAGUUGGUCUCCAACCUGUAUAAUGACCGGCUGUGCAUCGCCACUGCCCGCUAUGCAGAGACGGCCUUCGGGGGAUGGAGGGACCCGGGCAAAGCUUGACACCACCAGGCUCCCUGGAAUCAUGCACUUAACUGGAAAUACUUUACUUCUGUUUUGUUUGUUGGGGUUUUUUUUGCAAAUCCCUCCGAUUAGCUGAGAUUAAUCCAUGUUUUCCCGUUUUUAACAAUACAUUCUUGUUUCAUAGGAGAAGGAAGUAAGAUACUGUGGAUUUCAUGGGACCCUAGUUUACACUUUGUGGAUAAAAAGGGGGAGUAUCCUGCUUAAUGUUUUAUAUUAUUACAUCAUCUGGGCUCUUUCCAUUAGCCAAGAAAAAGGGAUCCGGAUAAGGCAGGGCUCAGGUCAGAUUACAGAAAAUGAUAUCUACAAUUACACCUGUUAUAUCUAACAGUAUACCAUCCCUGGGAAUUCCAAUCCUCUGUUUUAAUCUUGCUGCCUAAUGUUUCCUUAGGUAAGGUAAUGUAAGAAUACUGCUGACUGGGGUCUCUGAAGCCUGCAUAAAAUCUGAUCCCCAUCCGCAAUUUAAAAAUAGCAAUGUAAAUCUAAAGCAUAGAAGACAGAGAAAGACAUUCCCGUCAUAAACGUUUUUCUUUUCAUUUAUUAAGUUCCUUUUAUUUAUUUAUUUUUUCUAAAUUCAGCACCAUUGACUGAUUCAAUAGUAGGGUGUAACAGCCAGGUUGUCCCUGCUUUUUUUGCGCUGCUACAUAUCUUAUAUUUGAUUUUAUCAUAUGCAGAUUUCAAAGCUAAAAAAGAAGAGACUUUGAAUAGAGUACUAUGCGUGUAUUAGUUUAAGCUAAAGGUACCUGCAGACAGUUACCAGGAACGCAAAGAGUACAAUGUCUGUGUUCAAGAAUGUGUAAUACAGUAACCUAAGCCUCAGUAUGCAAUGUAAUAUUUGUAUGAGAAGGAGAGAGAAGAAAGGCUACUAAAGGUUAAUAGUGAUUUAUUGAUUGCAUGUAUGUAUGUAUGUAUGUAUGUAUACAAGUGGGUUUUAUUCCAGGCCAACUUGAAAAUGAGAUUUUCAUAUCUGCAUCAUCUUCAUACAUAAAUAAAUUAAUAAAAGUGAAA